AUGGCUCAUCAUCUACUACCCCCCUCAGUUAUCCUCAUCUUCACCUUGUUUACCAUCACCAUCCUUCCCUCCGAGGGCAAGGGACAAGGCCUAGGGAACGACUUACAUGUCGGGUUUUACUCUAGGAGCUGCCCCCAGGUUGAGGAUGUUGUCGCAGAAAUUAUAAACCGUCAUCAUGAGCAAGAUCCCAAGACGACUCCUGCCUUCAUCCGCCUGCUUUUCCAUGAUUGUUUUGUCAAGGGUUGUGAUGCCUCAAUUCUGUUAGAUGAAUCAGUAUCUGGUAGCAUUGUAGAGAAAGCGGACGGGACCAAUGGUAAAACACUGAGAGGUCUUGAGAUUAUUGAUGAAAUCAAAGCCGAGCUCGAGAACCAAUGCCCUCAAACCGUAUCCUGCGCUGACAUAAUAGCAUUUGCGUCUCGGGAAGCCGUUGCACUCUCCGGCCUACCGCGUCACGAUGUCCCCGCAGGCCGCCGUGACACUAGGACUUCACGUAAUAGUGAUAUUGAAGAGAACCUCCCGACACCUGAAAUGACUGUGCAAAAUAUUAUCAAAAUUUUUUCUGUAAGAAACUUCUCGGUAGAAGACAUGGUUGUCUUGUCUGGUGCACACUCUAUUGGUCAAUCACAUUGUGACCAAAUUCGUAAGAGAAUAUACACAUUUCGCCCAGGCCAGGGUAUUGCCAGAGACCCUUUCAUAGACCCAGCUUAUGCUGACGAGCUAGCCCAGAAGUGCCCAGCACUUCCCGCUCCGGAUGAAACGUUUUCUGUGGACUUUGAUCCCGUAACGCCAGAAGUACUCGACAAUCAAUAUUAUUUGAACCUGCAGAAUAGAAAAGGCUUGCUUGAAACGGAUCAGGUAUUGGCUUUUGAUCCCAAUACCGUAGAAAUUGUGAACCAAAUGGCUGCUGACCCUGAAGGUUGGACUAAAAGAUUUGUCAAGUUAAUGAUCAGGCUGGGAAGAUUAUCAGUUCUGACGAAAAAUGACGGAGAGAUCAGAAUAAACUGUCGUAAACCUAACCAACAGACGGAGCUCUAA
This is a messenger RNA of Argentina anserina (silverweed cinquefoil), 1035 nucleotides long. Its product is annotated as peroxidase 57-like. The transcript has 2 exons. Bases 1 to 1035 code for a protein of 344 amino acids. The record is from RefSeq and is a predicted model, not a curated record. NCBI's taxonomy places the organism in Eukaryota, Viridiplantae, Streptophyta, Magnoliopsida, Rosales, Rosaceae. Gene Ontology annotation, molecular function: peroxidase activity; heme binding. Gene Ontology annotation, biological process: hydrogen peroxide catabolic process; response to oxidative stress.